GGAAGAGUUCAGUGCAUAUUUUUUUAAGGUCGCGUGUGGAAGCUGUGUUCAAUUUUGCUGAAUUCGUUUCAUCCCAUAAGCACGAUGAGGUUUGUUGUUUCGGUUGUAAUCAUAGCCGUCACCACGUUACAACUGGUCACGGUCCAUGCUGCCGAAAAUCCAUGUACGAAUGGACCACCCGUACAAAAGAAUCCAAUGGAAUGUUGCAACACACCAAUGCUUCUUGAUAAAGAUGUUAUGAUGGACUGUUACCAAAAGUAUGGUGAACAAACUAAGAAGCAGCUGAAAAUGGAGGGUGUCCCUCGUGGCUGUUGCAUCGCUGAAUGUGGCCUGAACGCCACCGGCCUUUACUCUAAUGGUAUGAUCAAACGGGAUGACAUGACCAAAAUGUUCAUGGACUCCGUCAAAGAUAUGCCCGAAUGGCAGAUGCUCGUCCGAGACACGUUGGACGAGUGCUUCAAGAUGGCCGAAUCGAAGAUGGACGAAAUCGAAGCCGGAGCCAUGCUGGAACCAAGCUUCGAAGGAGAGAAAAUUUGCCAUCCGAUCUCCGGCACCAUACUGCGCUGCAUGGGCAUGAACUUGUUCGCCAAGUGCCCGGCUGGGGUGUACAACGAGAGCGACGAGUGCGAUCAGCUGAAGGAAUACUCCAAGAUGUGCCCGAUUAUGUAAAAUGGAAAACGAGUACGAAUUGGUGGUGUAUGUUGGAAAAUGAUAAGACAUUUUUAGUCAAUUAAAACAUUAUAGUUGCUGCAAAGCCAAGUAUUCUUCUGAUCGAUUUAAGAAAAGAAAAUUUAAAAAUGGCACACCUG
Molecule: messenger RNA, 809 nt
Organism: Armigeres subalbatus
Lineage: Eukaryota; Metazoa; Arthropoda; Insecta; Diptera; Culicidae
Gene: Obp50e
Product: general odorant-binding protein 67
Exons: 3
Coding region: 85-669 (194 amino acids)
Source: RefSeq, a predicted model, not a curated record